Molecule: messenger RNA, 1400 nt
Organism: Daldinia caldariorum
Lineage: Eukaryota; Fungi; Ascomycota; Sordariomycetes; Xylariales; Hypoxylaceae
Exons: 3
Coding region: 284-1372 (362 amino acids)
Cellular component (GO): mitochondrion
Molecular function (GO): hydrolase activity, acting on acid anhydrides, in phosphorus-containing anhydrides
Source: RefSeq, a predicted model, not a curated record
GAGGCACUUUUCGUCGAGCCACGGCAUUAUAAACUCCACACAUACUUUACCUAGUACCAAACAGGGUAUGGACUAAUGUCACUACCACUUAUACUACCAUUUAUACUUCCACUUAUAACUUACCUUAUUCGCGACCUGUCAGACCGCCUCAUAUUCUUCCAUCCAACCUAUACGUCCUCGUCUUAAUCAUGUCCAAUUGAGCGAGGAACAGCCAUUACCUAUACAAUCUUCCAUAAUUCAAAAGAGAGGAAACUCGAUAUCAAGUAUACCAGAAAACGGGAAGAUGACAGAACCACGACCUAGCGCAAGUGUCAUUCUCCUAUCUCCCGAGAACAAGGUUUUAUUAUUGCACAGAGUAAAAGAGUCCUCAUCCUUCCCUUCAUCUUAUGUAUUCCCAGGCGGGAAUAUAUCCACCUUCCAGGACAUACGUACCUCGUCUCCGGGAAAGGGGAGACACGAGGACUCAGUCGUAUAUCGGCUAGCCGCAAUCCGUGAGACUUUCGAGGAAAGCGGAAUUCUACUUGCCCGCGAGGAGGGAAAAGAUGGCAAACUCAUAAGUGUUCCUAAUGCUGAGCGCGACAAAGCGCGCAAGGCGAUUCAUCAGAAUCGACUCCACUUCAAUACCUGGGUUGAGGAGCUAGGCGCCGUUCCAGAUACAGAUAACCUUGUCCCUUUUACUAGAUGGAUAACUCCUCCUUCACGAUUCCGACGAUACACUACCCAGAUGUAUCUUUACAUGCUUCCUCUUUCGGCAAGCAAUGACCCCACUGUAGCGGCGGCGCAAGCUGAAGCUAUAAUACCUACACCUGACGGGGGUGUUGAGAUUAAUGCGGCUCAUUUCGACUAUCCUAGUACGUGGCUAGAGAAGCAGUUACGGGGCGAGAUCACUGUGUUCCCACCCCAAUGCUUCCUUCUUCAUCUUAUGUCGCAGUUCUUAGUUGGCCCCCCCUCGGGUUCGCUAAGCGAUUCCGAAGCAGCCAAGUAUUACGAGACUCAGAGAGAGAAAUUGAGAAGCUUUAUCGCGGCGGUGCCGACGACAAGCGAUCCGAAAGCUGCUGAGCACCCCACAGCUCAGAUUCCUUGGGCAGAAAAGGUGAUUUGCCCUAGUUUGAUGGGCCUACGGAAAAACGAUGGGAAGACGAUUCUAGGACUCCAAAGCCCUGGCCCAGAACUCAGAAAUAGUGGCAGGGGAGGUGACUGGGAGAAAGUUGUACUCACAAAAUUUGUAAAUGGGGCGUCUACGGAAGUUGAGGUGAGGAAUAGAGUAGAAGUGCUCGAAAAGGAAAGAGAAGCGGAAAACGAAGCGCAAAACGAAACGAGAAAGGCAGCGGAAAAGGAAGCAGAAGGAGAACCCAGAGAGGCGAAGCUAUAAGACUCAACUCAAACAGUCAGGUCCGCAG